CGGGGUGGCGCUGAGGGGUUGGCGGCCGGUCGGCAGGGAAGAGCCGAGUUUUGGCACCGGCUUCCGGGCGGAGUCGCGGAUUGGUGCUGGACGCAUUGCGGCCGGCGGGGAAGAACCGUUAAUCCGGUUUGGGAGCUCAGCGGGACCGGCUCGGGAACUUGUGUGCUGGCCUUACGCUCCGAAGCUCAGCGGCGGCGCAGAAUGAUUCGAAUUGCAGCUUUAAAUGACACUACCGUGGUGGAGGACUAUGAAGAAUCCUUCAAGAGUCACAAAACUCAAACAAAAGAAGCGCAGGAAGCUGAAGCAUUUUCCCUGUACCACAAAGCAUUAGAUCUACAGAAGCAUGAUUGCUAUGAAGAAUCUACCAAAGCUUAUCAUGAGCUACUGAAUACACAGCUGUUGAAAGAGGCUGUUCUAUCAGGUGAUGAGAAUGAAGGUUUAAAGCACCCAGGGUUGAUGUUGAAGUAUUCUACCUAUAAAAACUUAGCCAGCUUGGCUUCCCAAAAGGAUGACCUGAGUACAGCAAUGAAGUUUUAUCUGGAGGCUGUAAUGUUGGAUUCUACUGAUGUAAAUCUCUGGUAUAAAAUAGGAAGAGUGGCACUAAAAUUGAUUCGAAUUCCAUUGGCUCGCCAUGCUUUUGAAGAAGGACUGAAGUGUAAUGCUGAUCAUUGGCCGUGCCUGGACAAUCUUAUUACUGUACUAUACACACUUAGUGAUUAUACCAAUUGUCUUUAUUACAUAUGCAAAGCUUUGGAGAAAGACUGCCGGUAUAGUAAGGGCCUAGUUUUGAAAGAGAAGAUUUUUGAAGAGCAGCCUUGCUUGAGGAAGGAUUCUUUUCGUAUGUUCUUGAAAUGUGAUAUGUCCAUUCAUGCUUUGGAUGUGGAUCCAGCUGAGGCUCGGGCUGUGAUUGAGGAAGCACUUGAGCUACGCAGGAGUAAACAGGCACUGGCAGUUCAAGAGGAAGAGCCGUGUCUUCAGCUAGCACAACCAAUCUCUCAAUUCACGUGGAUGUGCCUGGGUGAGAGCCUGUUGGCUACGUACAUCAGCUUGACGUCAUCUGAGCCACCUCACCCCGGUCUUGGAAGGAUGAUAGAUCUUUGCAUGUACAGAGAUCCUUCCCAGCAUCUCUUGACAUCAUCAGCAGGCACACCUGUCAGUGUCAUCCAGCCUAAUCCUACGACUUCCAGUUCUACACCAGUGGUGACAACGCCAACAAUGUCAGCAGCAGCCACAGUUACACCAGCUGCGCCAACUCCUAUUCCAAGUGUAGCAGAAGCUGUUGUAGUGCAAGACUCUUUAAUCAUGGACAAGGUGAAGAAAGGCUCCAAAAGGAAGCGAAUUACUGAUGAGGCUGGUGAACCAGCUAAGAGGCGCUCUGCCCGAGUGAGAAAUACCAAGUGCAAGAAAGAAGAGAAGAUAGAUUUUCAGGAAUUGCUGGUCAAGUUCCUGCCUUCAAGGUUGAAAAGGGUAGAACUGGAGGAUGAAGAAGAUGCUUUUAACACUUUUGAAGUACAGACAGAAAUGAAAAAGGAAAGUCAACAACUAAUGGGCCCUUAUAGAAUGCAAUCUGACCCUUCAUCUUUCAUGGAAUUUGCAGAAAAGCAAGAAGUUCAUAAGUUCUUACUGAAUAAUCUGAAGAAUGGAGGGAUACUGGAUCUAAUGCUAAAAUAUUUAAAAGUUCUUGGUCAGAAGUUCUUGGCAAAAUGGCCACCUAAACUGACAGAAGUUGUCCUUUUGAUCUACAACAACUGGAGGAAACACUGCAGCAGUUUGCCCAAUCCUAUCCUGAGAGAGUGCAGCAACCAGCACAUUAAGGACAUGAUGGUGAUGUGCCUAAUAUGUAUGGAGCUACAGCUCGAUCAGUGGCUUCUGACAAAGUCAAAAAGUACCACAGUUUCCCCUCGGAAAUGUACCUCCAGCAACACCGCAGCGCAAUUGGGUCCUGAUUUUCCGGGAAGCCAUUAUUUGGGGGAUCUAAUUCAACUGGCCUUCACUUCCUCGCAGAGGGAUCUGUUCGAGAAUGACUGGCUGGUAUUUGUUGUUCAAGUGUACUGGUUGAAAGCCCGCUUCAUGGCAUUGCAGGGUGAUAUGGAACAAGCUCUGGAGAGCUAUGAUAUCUGCACUAGUUUGUUUUGCAGUUCAUUGGGAAUUAAGAUGAGCAGCAGGAGUGGUGAUGGUUUCACUAUCAGACUGCCAAAUUUACAUGUGGAUUCUGCCAUAUCGCUGGAAGAGAUUGAUAAAAAACUUAAGUCACUUGAGAGGUGCCAAAGCCUAGAGGAGGUUCAGCGGCUGUACGAGAUGGGUGAAUAUGACCAAGUUGUGAAGCUUUUGCGACCCACAUUAUCCCUUGGUGCAAUUGGUAGAACAAAGCCCCUGGAAUUUGGUACAUCCAUCCCUGAGCGACCUGCUCAGCUCCUCCUGCUACAGGAUUCCUUACUAAAGCUGAAAGAUUAUCGACAGUGCUUGGAAUGUUCUGAAGUUGCACUGAAUGAAGCCAUUCAACAGAUGAAUAAUGUAUCAUCUUCAUCCUCAAAGGAAGAGUGGGUUUCAACAGUGACUCAGCUGUUAACUGGGAUUGACUAUUCUUUGUCUGGUGAUAGCAGUAUUCUGGAGGAGCAGGCUAUGAAUCCUUGCUUUGUCAGAUUUGCUAACAAUCUGAUACAGAUAAUUGACAGCAGUAUGGGGUUAUCAGAAGAUGCCAAAGAACCCAAUGUGUCAUCAGUGCUGCCUUGGAUAACCUUGUACAGAAUCAUAAAGCAUGAAGAGGAUGAGUUUGACACACUCCGCCGGCAGCAUUGUAAGAGCGAAGACUCCGAUACCGAAACUCCAAUGCUGCCUUCGUCUCUAAUGUUACUGAACACAGCGCAUGAAUAUCUCGGACGGAGAUCCUGGUGCUGUAACUCUGAUGGAGCGUUGCUGAAGUUCUACGUUCGAGUUCUUCAGAAGGAGUUGUCUGCUUCAAGAGCUGAAGAUGCUCACCCUUUCAAAGAGGAGCUGGAGACUGCACUUGAACAAUGUUUUUACUGUCUCUAUGCCUAUCCCAGCAAGAAAAGUAAAGCCAGGUAUUUGGAGGAACACUCUGCUCAGCAGGUUGAACUGGGUUGGGAUGAUGCAGAAUUCAUGUUUGAUUAUUUCAAACCCAAGAAUUACCCAGAGUUUGACAGUUACAAGACCAGCACGGUGUCUGCAGAUUUGGCAAAUCUCUUGAAGAAGAUUGCUGCGAUAGAUCGUGAUGAAGAUAAUCUACCUCUCUCUAUAGAGAGUGUAACAGCGUAUAUUGAAGGCUCUGUUGACACGGUGCCAGUGCUCCCUGAAGGUGCAGAUUCUGGGCUUCCUCUUGUCAAUGAAUUGUAUUACCUCUUAGCUGAUUAUCAUUUCAAGAACAAAGAACAGGCCAAAGCUAUUAAAUUCUAUAUGCAUGACAUUUGUGUCUGCCCAGGCAGGUUUGAUUCUUGGGCAGGCAUGGCUCUGGCUCGAGCUAGCCGUAUCCAGGACAAGCUGAACUCAAAUGAGUUAAAGAGCGAUGGACCCAUCUGGAAACACUCAGUUGCUGUUUUGAACUGCUUUAAGCGGGCACUUGAGAUAGAUCGCACCAAUCUCUCACUCUGGAUUGAAUAUGGCUCCAUGUCCUAUGCCCUGCAUUCAUUUGCUUCACGCCAGCUGAAACAGUGGAAAACAGAGUUGCCUUCGGAAGUUGUACAACAGAUGGAAGAAAGAAGAGACAGCAUGCUUGAGACAGCCAAGCAAUGUUUCCUCUCAGCAACACACUGUGAAGGUGAUGGCGAUGAGGAGGAGUGGCUCAUUCACUACAUGUUGGGUAAAAUAGCAGAAAAACAGAAACUGCCACCAAAAGAAUACUUGGAACAUUACAAGCAGGCAGCACGUAAUCUACACGAGGACGCAGCACAUUACCCACGGAAAAUCCACUACCACAAUCCACCAGAUCUAGCAAUGGAAGCUCUAGAGGUGUACUUCAGGCUUCAUGCCUCAAUCCUUAAACUGCUGGAGAAGGAUGAAGUGACUGUGGAUUGUGAGAUGCUCUUCAGCUACAUAAAAGAAGCAGCACAUGGACCUUUUGCCAGAGGUGAAGAGAAGAGUACUUUUAAAGUCAAUGAGAAGGAAAAGUCCUGUGCAAAUGAUGAUGACUCCCAUUCUUCCGUUGGAACCGUGCAAGGUCAAGGAAACCUUACCUCGGGUCCAGGUCUGACAUCCCCACCUUACACAGCCACUCCGACUGACCACGAUUACGUCAAACGUAAAAUCCCCCAUCAGCAGGCUUCAAUUGAUGAGAGGAGUCAAGAUAGCGUGAUUUUGGUACUGUCUGAUUCUAGCUCAACACAGGACAUCUUUACAGAUGCAGCCAGUUCCCAGGACAGUAGCAAGAAAAUUCACUCUGGUAAAGGUAGUCCUUCAUCUUCUUCAACUGUGGAAGCUAAUGUAUUACCUAGGGAAAACCAUGGAAAACUAGACGAAGAUGACUUUGGGUUACGAAUGUCUUCAGAGGAUUGCAGAGGAGGCGGUGCAGCGAUUACAGAAGCCAUUGAUGCUUUGACUUUGAGGUUGGCAGAACGUUCAGGUAACAGAGCACCUGUGGAGAGCACUGUAUCAUCAAGAGAGAAUUAUAGGAAGUUAGAAGAAGAGGAUUCUGUUGGAAGAGUCUGCUCUGAACUCUGUCGAGGAAGCAAUGUGGAAAUCAGUGAAGGCAUAGAUGCUCUGGCUUUGAGACUGGCAGCACAAGCAGGGGCAAAGUUGCACACCGAGUCACAGAGUCAGAGUAGUAGCAUCAGUACUGCUGUUGUCACUCCCACCAGGACCACCUCAUCAUCUCUCUGUGACUCAAAAAAGAAAACAACUGAACCAUCAGGAGAUAUGAAAGACACCUAUAGAUUGGAGGACCUCCCUCAGAGCUUGCCAGGAGAUGAGAGGGAGCAGCGCUGGGUCUUGAUCGAACAGUGCAUUAGAGCCUUGCAUCUGUGUCUCUGUCGAUUCCCUCAGCACUACAAGAGUCUCUACAGGCUGGCAUAUCUGUACAUCUAUAGCAAAACACACAAGAAUUUGAACUGGGCUCGAGAUGUGUUGCUAGGCGUCACUGUUCCAUGGCAACAGUUGAAGCAUAUGCCAGCACAAGGACUCUUUUAUGAGAGGAACAAGACAAAUUUUUUUAAUGGAAUCUGGCGUAUUCCUGUGGAUGAAAUCGACCGUCCUGGCAGCUUUGCCUCACAUAUGAACCGUUCAAUUGUCAUCUUACUUGAUGUUUUAUCACAACUGAAGGACCAUAAUACUCUGUUGAGAGUAUCUUCCAUGCUUCAAAGGACACCUGACCAAGGAAAAAAAUAUUUACGUGAUGUGGAUCGUCAAGUGCUUGCCAAGCGGGCAUUAAUAUUGACAGUAAAAGUGCUUGAGGACAACUUAAAGAAAUUAUCUGGGGUAUCCGAAGAUCAGGUUCCAAAAUCAAUAAUUCCUCCAAUGGGGGAAAUGACAUCGGAUGUUUCAAACAAGCCAAAUGCUGAGGAGCACAAAGGUGAUGUGGCAAAAAAACCCACCAUCACUGAGGGGCCUUUAAAAAAUACAGAAAAUGGAGUAAAGGAUAUUCCAAGGGACCAAACUCCGAAAUGCGUGGAGAUGGAACAAGUGGAAGCAGUUCUGGGUGAGCUCGGUAAACCAUACACUGGCACAGGUGAACCAAUGGAACUUGAUAGCUCUGCUGCACAAGGAAUAUUGGAGUUUUCAUUCAAGCCUCCUGGUGGUUCGGAUACAGACCACAGCAAAACUGUUGGCCUCACUGAGGGGAAGGGCUCUGAAUGCAAACCUGCUGAACUUUCUUUGGAGGAGCUGAGUAUCAGUUCAAAACAGCAAGGAUCAACAGGGUCAUACGUUGUGGCCAACCAACUGGUCAGAAAAAUGGGCAGGAAGAGAAAACUGAUAGAUGACACUGAAUCUGGGAAAACUCUACUGCUGGAUGCAUACAGAGUCUGGCAGCAAGGUCAAAAGGUUAUGACUGUUGAUCUUGGGAAGAUUGAGAAAAUCAUGUCGGAGACCUACAUGCUGAUCAAGCAGGUUGAUGAAGAUGUGGCUUUAGAGCAAGCCAUGAAGUUCUGCCAACUGCAAAUGGCCACAUCAACACAGAAGCAGUCUGGAGAGACGCCAACCACGCCAAAAUAUUCCAAGGACUGUAAGGAAAGCUUCUUCCCUUCUACAUCCAGCACCAUAUCCCCAUCUGCUCCCACUUUGACGACGCCCAGCACAGUGGUGUCUGAGAACGUCAGGCCAGCUGAUUUACAACCUAAAAUGAGGUUAAGCCACAUGGCCCAAGGUGAGACGCGAGGUUCUGAGGUCACAUCACUGCCAACGGGGCGGGACACCGAACCCCAAUCUACAGAGACACAUUCCAGUACGGCGUACCUCACUCAAGAUGAGGACUCUGAGGAACCUUUAGAAGAGCUAAGCUAUCGACAUCAGGAGACUCACUUGUGCCAACAGAUGAAAAUGGCGACAGUCACUUCAUCCCACGAAACCUCUCACUGGCAGGAAGAGGGCAAUUACACUCAACCAAAUGAGGGCUUGCACCCUGAACAUUGCUCCAGUCACACUUCCAGCUCGGUAAGUGAGCCCACUACCAUCUCAGCUUCCCAGACUUGCAAAGGAGAUGGCAGUCGGAUAAAGUCACGUGUCCCUCCAAACAUGCCAAAACUCUUCAUCCCAUCAUCUGUGGCAAAGUUUCCGCCAGAGAUAACAGUCACACCACCUACCCCUACCCUCUUGUCUCCAAAAGGCAGUGUCUCUGAGGAAACCAAGCAAAAAUUAAAGACUGCCAUUCUGUCUGCACAGUCUGCUGCCAAUGUGAAGAAAGAGGCUCUGCGACAGCCAGCACUAGAGAUCCUGGAGACAUCGAGCCAAGAAUCUUCAUUGGAAAGUGACACUGAUGAUGAGGAAGAUGACUACAUGGACAUAUGACUGGAUUCUCAAGCUGCAGCUAUGGGCAGCUAAAUGAGGAGGAUCUACAUAUACUGUUGUAAAAAUAAAUGGCAGUACAAUUUUCUAUGUGAGACGGGAGUGCGUGAUACUUUCUAUGAAGCUCAUUGGAUAAGUUUGUAGCAUUCUCUUACCAGUGUUGGCUGUUGUAAAUAUUAAAAGCACCAUGGCAGCGAGCCUUUGAGCCUCACUGGAUUCUUUGUUUCUAACUUCAAGGGAAGGCUCAGACCUUUCUGGAGGAGAAAUGUUGAUUUAUUUAGGAAGAGCAGAUUUAACUGCAUUCAGGGUCGAGACUCAACCAUUGGAAUGGUCCCCUUUCUGACCCAGGGAGCUUGUUCCCUCACUGAGUUUCCAGUUCAGUCUUUGGGUGGAAAAUCUGAAGUAAGGACAUCCAAAAACAGUCACUUACGGCAGACACCAAGCAAAAGGUAUAGCUUAAUGAUUAGCAGAGGAUGGAGAAUGGUGGAAAUAUGAUAGCUCUGUAAUACUGAGGGCCUGCCAGCCGUUCCUAGCUAUUUCCAGCUUUCCUGGUGUAGUUUCUGCUGGACUUUUUAGCCCUUCUUAGAGCCCGCCUUGAAUUAGUAAGUGCAGGUCACAUAGUUUAGAAUGGAUUGGGACUUGGUUAGUUUUCCUAUAGAUUCUGCUAACUUCUUGUAAGAUAAUGCACUUAACUUCCCUCCAUGCAUCAUAGCUGAAGUCAGGCAUUACAUAAAUCUAGUGGGAGAGAGGAUUUCAGCAAUUCCUGUUACUUUUAUACUGAACCUCUUUCUGCCUUGCAACUUUUUAAAUCAUAAAUGGAUAAAUGUUAGUUUCCUUUGCAUGAUGUUAGUCAAUAUUAUACAUCUGUAUAUCUUAGAGUUCAGUGAACCUAAGCCUGCUCUCAAUGCUAGAUCCAGGAGUCUGGAACGUGGAGUAGGAUGCUGGGAGAUGUUGAGAGGGUAAAGAUCGAGAUGUAAUUGUCCAACCCAACAGCAAGUUUUUCAGGAAGUUUCUUCAGUAAUAUCUCUUUUCAUUUAAUAAUCAGAAGGUCAUGCAAGCUCGAGUUUCAGAUUUUUUUUGGGAGGAGGCAACUCACAAGAAGGGAGAUGUCACACAGAGCAACGUUCUUUCAAAAAAGAGAAGAAGAGUUUUGAAUUUGUAGUCAGUGUCAGCCCAAGACCCAAAAGGAGGAUGGAGAGCUGGAGCCAAACAACUGUAGCCAGUCAUCCAAUUUUCAUUCACUAAUAUAACAACACCAGGUCAAUGAAUACCUCUGGAAUCUGAAACUAAUAGCACACUCAGUCACAUUGUGUCAAACAAGAAAAUAUCACCAAGGUCUGAUAUGUUUGAGAAUACUGACAGUGUCUGUAUAUAGCAACUGUCCACCUUCAUUUUUGUCUCACUCCUCAUGUUCUGGGCCAGAUCUUUCUGUGGUGGAGCCGUAAAUUAGAUAUUUUCCUGCAUUCUAUAAGUCAAUUAGAAUUUUCUGCAUAAUUUAGAGGCUAUUAAUGGCACUGUUUGGGCAACAGAGUAUCUCAGUGUAUCCUUAACCAGAAAUUUGAGAAAGCCACAGUUGGGAGGAAUUCUUUUUCAGAAUUUUUUUUCAAAAAGGGAUUAUUUUUUGAUAAAGAAAGAUUAUGUUAAGAGAAAAGAUGAUACUAACAGAAGCAAGUAUAAAACAUCUUAAUUCUCUAAACCAGAGUUUUUCAACUGUGGUUCCAUGAGAGGUCUCUAGGUGGUCAGCAAGAGAUGGUGAUUAAAAAAAACAUUUUUUGAAUUUGACACAAUGCACGGUGCCAGCAUGGUGGGCAGGACUGAGCUGCCCCAUUAGCAAUCUCAUUAGAAGUCUCAGCUCAGUCUGGCAGGCCCAGUAGGACCGUACUUAUUUGCUUGAGUCCAUUCUCAGUUUUUGAUGCAAGAUAGGAGAAGCCGUUAAUAAUUGGUGAGCUCUGUAUUGGACAGAGGGAAGGACGGUAGGCUGAUAAUUGGUGACCACUCUAUGGUACAGAGGGGAGGACAAUAGAAUGAUAAUUGGUGACUGCUGUAUUGCACGAGGGGAGGACGGUAGGCUGAUAAUUGGUGAGUGUUAUAUUGCAUGGAGGGGAGGAUGGUAGGCUGGUAAUUGGUGACCACUGUAUGGUACAGAGGGGAGGAUGGUAGAAUGAUAAUUGGUGAGUGUUGUAUUGCAUGGAAGAGAGGACAGUAGGCUGAUAAUUGGUGAGUGUUAUAUUGCAUAGAGGAGGAUGGUAGGUUGAUAAUUGGUGAGCACUGUAUUGCAUGGAGGGGAAUACAGUAGGUUGAUAAUUGGUGAGUGCUGUAUAGUACAGAUGGGAGAACGGUAGGCUGAUAAUUGGUGAAUGUUGUAUUGCAUGGAGGGAAGGAAGGUAGGCUGAUAUUUGGUUAGCGAUGUAUUACAUGGAAUGGAGGUCGGUAGGCUGACGAGCAUGAAGUGUGUUUUCCGAGCCUUGAAUGGACUCGCCCAACUUGGGCUAGAACGUCAGCUUCCCCCUCUUGAUUACCUCCCCCAACUUUCCCUUACCCGCCACUUAUGGGAGCAAACAAACUACCAGUGUAGUAGAAAAUUAUAUCUACCGAGUCUGCCUUUAGAAAAAUUAAAUCCCAUUUUGGCUUAAGCCAAUUAUUUAACAGAAAUUUAUUACGUUUCCCUUAUGAGUUUUAAAAUUUUAUGAAUUUAAUUUCAAGAAAGGGAGGUUAAGCUUAACUACUUGUCUUUUUUCAAGAAAUGUUGGCUAAAAAUUCAUUCUCUACUUUAAAGACAAUUAUUUGUGGAUUAUUAUAUCUCCAAUUUACUGAUCAUGCUACUGUACUGUGAGUUGUGGAUAUAAUUUUUACACAGGGAUUCCCUGAGACCUGAAAAUUAUUUCAAGGGUUCCUCCAGGCCAAAAAGGUUGAGAAAGACUGCUCUAAACAAAAUUUGCUGUAUGGAGGAUUGAAACUCAACAGUUAAAAAGUUGCCCUUUUCUGGCCCAGACAGGUUGAUUGCUUUGUAUUAUCUCAGUAUUGAAACUAUUGCAAGCACAGUGAAUUUAACAGGUUUUUAGCAGUAAACAUGAAGGGAAAAGCCAGAUGUUUUUUUGCAUAAGGCAGGUGGUGGGGUGAUGUAAAUAUAUUGAGUUCCAGAGCUUGGCAACACCAGGCAUCCAUUGAACCUGCUGGCCAACUUGUGCAAUAUUAGAAGCAUACUUUCCAAAAAGGGUUUUGCAGUACAUUCAGAUCAAUUAAUACUGGAGUUAUUUCAUUGUUCUGGGCCUUUUCACAGUACAUUGGGCUGGACUGGUGCAUUACCGAGUGAAUCCAAUGAAGUGGCUAGCGUCUGUUAUCAGGCAUAGGAACCCACAAAAGCUGCCUACAGGAAAGCUGUCAAUCAACAUCUAACUAAAGCAUACAAUACAGUAAAAGAUAGUUGGUUAUCAGUAUUCCCGCACUGUCUUUAUAAGCAGAAUAAGAAGUGAUUCUGGCAAAUCUGUCACUCAUUGGUUAUUCCACAAUUUAUAAUAAUUAAAUGGGUUUUGAAGUUACCGUUUCAUUUUCAAAUUAUUAAAUGAUUUGCAAAAUGGGGAAAGCACUGAUGAAUUGCUAAAAUACAGUUGUGUAUCUGAAUGUGUAUUAGAUCACACACUCACACUCACUCACACUCACUCUCACACACACUCACACUCACACACACUCGUGUAUUAGAUCGCACACUCACACUCACACACACUCACUCACACUCACUCUCACACACACUCACACUCACACACACUCGUGUAUUAGAUCGCACACUCACACUCACCCACACUCACACUCACACACACUCACCCACACUCACACUCACACACACUCACUCACAUUCACUCACACACACACUCACACUCACACACUCACACACACUCACACUCACUCGUGUAUUAGAUCACACACUCACACACACUCACUCAUGUAUUAGAUCACACACACACACACACUCACUCGUGUAUUAGAUCACACACUCACACACACUCACUCAUGUAUUAGAUCACACACACACCCACACACACUCACUCACUCACACACACACUCACACACACACACUCACUCGUGUAUUAGAUCACACACUCACUCACACUCACACACACUCACUCACACUCACACACUCACACUCACACACACUCACUCACAUUCACUCUCACACACACUCACACUCACACACACUCGUGUAUUAGAUCGCACACUCACACUCACCCACACUCACACUCACACACACUCACCCACACUCACACUCACUCACACUCACACACACUCACUCACAUUCACUCACACACACACUCACACUCACACACUCACACUCACUCGUGUAUUAGAUCACACACUCACACACACUCACUCAUGUAUUAGAUCACACACACACUCACUCGUGUAUUAGAUCACACACCCACACACACUCACUCACUCACACUCACACACACUCACACUCACACACACUCACUCAUGUAUUCACUCACUCUUGCAGAGAGAGAGACACACACUCACAGUUUCUCCUUCCCGUUGUGUCCCAGCAAACUGAAUCUGUCAGUAGAUUGUUUGAGGCUUGCUCGUGCGUUUACCAGUGGUCACCUACAGUGGUGGUGAGUUUAGAUAGGUCCCAUGAGUAACCUUUGGCACAAGAAGGUGGAACUUGUAUUUAUUUAGUAACAUUAAUGCAAAUUGUCCUCAGCCAUUCAUAGGAUAGCAUCUAAAGAUGAACCAAAAGCUUCUUGGAAAUGCUUUUAGGAAGGUAGACUUGAGCAACAAAGGAAGAAGUGGCAAGUUAGAGGAGUGGGAAUUCUCAAGUGUACGCCCUUGGCAGCUGAGGUUUCAGGCCCGCCGGACAUCAAAGUGGUGGAGUGACCAAAUUUAGGGAUGUGGAAGAGGUCAGAAAUUGCAGACAGAAAGGAGAAAUGGGUCAAAACUUGGAUAGGUGUGUCGGGAACCAUUAUUAGUAAUGCAUCAAUAAACCAAUAAGAAGAAAGAAGCUCCAUCCACCAAAUAAUUGAAGAAAUAUUGUUCUAUAAAGUGCUAUAGGAAUUUAAUUUACACGGUACUUUUUCUUCAAUGACAGUAGUUGGAUAUAAUUUACAAUUCAGCUAUAGAGACUGAGUCUUGUAUUCUUCACAUAGCGCCAAUACAGGGAAGAAGGUACUUAACUGUUGGAUAGGAAGUGGGUCAGACCACUUUGCACUUGAUUGGUGCCAUUCAGAAUGCCACUUAUUGAAGCUUCCUGCUACCAGCAGGCUCGGUCAAGUAGGAUAAUUAUGUUGGCCAGGGCAACCUGCUCUCAGGAAGGCCACCACCAGCUUUCAUUUUAUUACAACAGCAUCAGGGAGUGAACAGCUUUCAGGUGAUGAGAGGUGCACUCUCAGCACAGGUUCUGCCCGUGGUCACUUGAGUGGAAGAAGAGCCAGAAUGUGAUUAUUCGCUUUUGAUACCUUGUUAGAGACUACCUUGCUGAGACAAUUCAGGGUAAAUGACAGGGGUAUAAUUUGUAUUUGAAUAUCUUGAGAAAUGUAAAGUACCUGACAGAGUGCCCAGCUGCAGAUUGCAGUUAGUAUUGAAUGUCUUUUUAUAAAGUACAUUUUUUCUAAGGACUUCUGCCCAUGGAGUGCACACUUCUACAUUUUUAAAGAAAGUCUUUUUAAACCAUGUAACCGCUUAGCAGCAAAAAACAAUUAAAUGUUAGGGCUUGACUGUUGAAUGUUCUGUCACAGGAAUGAUAACUGCUUUUUAUAUACAGUAUAUGCCAUGUUUUAACUGUAAAGCUAUUUUAAAUCAACUUUUGUGUAUAAACAAUGUUUUUUUUUUGAAGACCAGAAAAUCUGUUACAGUGUCCGCAUGUGAAAUGCUACAAGCUGAAGGCAGCUAUCAAUAAACUAUAGUUCCUCGGGCAGGCUGAGGGCUUGA
Messenger RNA from Mobula hypostoma (lesser devil ray), 12870 nucleotides. It is a transcript of the gene cabin1, whose product is annotated as calcineurin binding protein 1. The coding region runs from base 202 to 6954 and encodes 2250 amino acids. Gene Ontology annotation, biological process: chromatin organization. The transcript has 36 exons. The record is from RefSeq and is a predicted model, not a curated record. NCBI's taxonomy places the organism in Eukaryota, Metazoa, Chordata, Chondrichthyes, Myliobatiformes, Myliobatidae. Gene Ontology annotation, cellular component: nucleus. Gene Ontology annotation, molecular function: nucleosome binding; protein binding.